Carcharodon carcharias (great white shark) is the source of this 403-nucleotide messenger RNA. RefSeq names its product ribosomal protein L38 (gene rpl38). Gene Ontology annotation, molecular function: structural constituent of ribosome. Gene Ontology annotation, biological process: protein-RNA complex assembly; translation. The coding region runs from base 136 to 348 and encodes 70 amino acids. NCBI's taxonomy places the organism in Eukaryota, Metazoa, Chordata, Chondrichthyes, Lamniformes, Lamnidae. The record is from RefSeq and is a predicted model, not a curated record. Gene Ontology annotation, cellular component: ribosome; cytosolic large ribosomal subunit. The transcript has 5 exons.
UGUGUUUUGUCCCUGCGCGGAAUCCGUAGGGGGCGCUGGUUUAAUUCCCGGAUGUUGCUGGACUGAUUUCUUUCUCGACGAACGGCUGAGCCUCAGAGCGCGGUUUAUCUCCCCGCCGCUGGACUCAUCGCAGCCAUGCCACGUAUGAUAGCAGAAAUCAAAGACUUUUUGUUAACAGCAAGAAGAAAGGAUGCAAAAUCUGUGAAAAUUAAGAAGAACAAAGACAAUGUAAAAUUCAAAGUACGGUGCAGCAGGUACCUAUACACACUAGUCAUCACUGACAAAGAGAAGGCUGAGAAACUCAAACAGUCACUGCCUCCAGGUCUAGCUGUGAAAGAGCUGAAGUAAGGAGCUGAAAUCUCUAGAUGUUCAGAUUGUAUUGAAUAAAAAAAAAACUGCAAAA